This is a messenger RNA of Aptenodytes forsteri (emperor penguin), 7512 nucleotides long. RefSeq names its product SET domain containing 2 (gene SETD2). Gene Ontology annotation, cellular component: nucleus. NCBI's taxonomy places the organism in Eukaryota, Metazoa, Chordata, Aves, Sphenisciformes, Spheniscidae. The record is from RefSeq and is a predicted model, not a curated record. The annotation marks the transcript as partial. The transcript has 18 exons. Gene Ontology annotation, molecular function: protein binding; histone H3K36 methyltransferase activity.
AUGCCGGCCUGGACCUACUUGAUGGACGUUUGUAUCGUAGGCUGCGAGCAGAAGAAAAUUCCAUCUCUUCGUGCCGUUAUUAGAGCUGUAGCCAUGCAGCCGAUACGGGCAAACCUGGGACGAGUGAGCGCUUCCUUCGAGAAGACACCGAGAUCGUCCCUGGCCGCUGCAGAAGAAGAAAAUGAGGGCAAGCCUGAAACCGUGCAGAAGGCUGGCUUUAUCAAAGGCCCAGUGUUCAAAGGCGUUGCUUCGAGUCGCUUUUUGCCCAAAGGCACCAAAACAAAGGUUAACCUUGAGGAGCAAGGAAGACAAAAGGUGUCUUUCAGCUUUAGUUUAACCAAGAAAACCUUACCGAAUAGAUUUCUGACUGGUCUCGGAAACGAGAAACAAAAUGAAACUCAGAACUCCCCAGCAGUCCCCCUUCAGACUGACUUUAACCCCAAAAGCAAAAUGGACCUGGGGGAUGCCGCUGGUUCAGCUGAGGAGUCUUCACCUCCAAAACCGAAGGUAGAAUUAGGGAAGAUCCAUUUUAAAAAACAUUUACUUAAUGUCACAGCAAAACCGCCACCAGCUACAGCAGCAACACUACCGCCACCGCCGCCGGCUGUGGCACCGGUAACGGAACCAGUGACAUUGGCCGCGGACUUUCCCUCAACGCCACCGCCUCCCCCGCCUCCCCCUCCGCUGACGGUGUCGCCAGCAGCAUCGAUGCCGGUUCCUGCAGCGGCAGCCUUGCCACAACUGCCGGUAACGCUGAUGUCGACGCUGUUGCUGUUGCCGCCCGUGGAAGCCGAAGUCCCCGCUUCGAAGGAGCCGUGCCACGCGGUACCUAAGGAGGCUUUGGAACCGGACGUCAAGCAGGAUGCGGUAUCGCGCGGUUCGGAAGAACGUGUAGCUCAAAACACGCCCGAGCAGACGGAAAUAACUCCACAGAAGGAAGAUUCCCAUAUUGGGAAAGAGGAUGAGGUUUCCGACAGCUCGAAGGGUGCUCCCCUCUGCUCCCGGAGGCAGGGGUCGAAGAGGAAGUUCUCCCAGUCCGACGGCACGCUGCUGGGCUCCGAGUCCGAUGAAGAUUCGGUGAGGACCUCCUCCAGCCAGCGGUCACACGAGCUGAAGAUAUCCAGUACGGAAAAGGAGAGAGAUCCCAGAAGAAGCUCCGCGUCCCUCAGAGGUGACGACCUGGGGAAGUCCUCCUCGCGCUCCAGGUCGGACAGGGAUGAGAAGUACUCGAGCUAUUCAAAAUCGGAAAGAGAUUCGCGGUAUGCGUCCUCUCGCUCUCGGUCAGACAGAGACAGAAGGCGAAGCCGGUCUCAUUCCCGUUCCCGAUCCGAUCGGGGCUCCCGAACCAGCUCUUCCUACUCGAGGUCGGAGCGUUCGCAUUACUACGAAUCCGACCGCAGAUACCAUCGGAGCUCCCCGUACAGGGAAAGGUCGAGAUAUUCCCGCUCGUAUGCAGACAACAGGGCGCGAGAGAGCUCGGACUCGGAGGACGAGUACAGGAGGACACAUUCCAGAUCGAGCGACUCGAGGCGUACGUCAUCCCACUCCUCCUCCUACAGAGACUCGAGGACUUCUUACUCUAAGUCGGACAGGGACAGCAAAGUAGAGUCGUCUCACGCCGACGUGGAGAGGAGAGGAAGGUCUUCUUCGAAAGCAGAUAGAGAUUCAAAAAGGACUUCAGAAAGUGAAGUAACCAAAAGGUGCUCUCCCCUUGAUGAGCUAGGCUAUCGAAAGGGGACAUCCCAUUCUAAGCCCGACAGUAAUGUGAAUUCCUCCCGUUAUAAGUCCACCCCUUCAAAGACCCCCGCACCAAAGCCUGAUAAAUUUAAGAGUUCUUUCUGUUGUACAGAAUCGAUCGAAGAAAUAAAACAGCAGUCUAAUUCUCUAGAUUUAGAGACCUCUUGUCUAAAAAGCAAUGAGAUCAGGGUGUCCAUUGCGAAAAAAUUUGAAAGGGAAAAGACACUUUCUCCAUUAAAACAGUUAAACGAUUCGCCUGCUUUUAAAAGGGCAGACGAAUCGAAAGUGGGUUUUGCUAACUCAAAGUCCGAGGAACUUACAGGAAGUGAAUGCCACGACAGUGUUAAGGAGCAAGAAACUUUAUUAAAGAUAAAGCACGAUCAAUUAAGAACGUGUUUCCCCAUGGAGUUGAGUGUAAAUGGGUCCCCGGAGGGUAGGGCUGAUGGUUUGGCAACUUCCAGUGCCUCCAAAACAGAGGAUGUCGCCGCGUCUUCUGACGAUAGCCUGUGUCGGUCAGAAGCGUUGCCUGUCGUGAAGACGAGUCCGUCGUAUCCGUUGCCAUCUAAUGGGUUUGAGAGCACAUAUGCGUCUCGAGAGCAAGAGCCGGACGAUUCUCGGGUCCAGUCCAGUGAGUGCAACAGUCUGUUUAGGCAAGCGGAGGCUCCAGUCCCGCAGCAGCAAGGGGAAGCCAUCCCUUUGCCCGUCGUGAAUGUAGAUCACACUAAAACUGUACUUAAGAAGGUGGAUGAUCAGGCGACUCUAUGUGACAAAACCAAAGAACCAGUUUUUUGCUACAUUUCAGACGAUGCCACCCCUGCUUUGUAUCAUUCGGAAGUUGAAAUUGAAGCAGAACCAGCAGAUUUAAAAGUUACGUCCGAGACUUUCCUGGACAUGCAGGUAGAGCCGCAGACCGUCACGUGCGAUUAUGAGAGCACGGAGGAUCACCACUCAAAGUCUGCCUGUGACGAUGAGCACGGUCAUCCUUCCCAUAAAAUUAGCCUGGCAGUGGAGAGCUCGAGCACAGAUCCCUCCCAGGAUGGCUGUUCCCCAAGGCUCAGGUCGGACCAUCCCGUGCCGGAGGAAAGCGUCUCUUCCAAAUGGGACGUGCCACCGCCGGAUGGACGCCAGGAGCUGCUGCAGCAUUUGGAAGCCGAAGAGGUGCUCGAGUUGUAUACUCAGCACGUUGAUCUUGGUUCGGCAAAAGGCAAGCCAUCGGUCAAAGAUGAACAUUCGUACUAUUCGGAAGUGCCGCUGGAGCACCGCGGCAGAGAGGUCGUGGAAGAAAGUGCUGUUUCCACCGAGGGAGUUGGGCCAGAUGAUUUGAGAGUUCGGUGUCCCAGCAUAUUGGCCGAGAAGGACGAGGGAAACGAGCCCUUGGUGGCUUCGGCUUUUCCAGAUGCCUUGUUUCCCUCUUGCGAUGUCAUUGUCACUGCAGAAGAAAUGGAGACGGUAACUCAAGCCCCAACGUGUGACAGCAGCGGCAACGCUGCUGAAUUUGUUCCCACUGGCCACGACGAUUACUCUGACACGGGGGAGAGCGACAGCGAGGGGGGCAGUGAAGACAGUGACACGGAGGACUCGGAUUCUGAUGACGGCGCGCCACGGAAACGGCUCCAGUCUGUUGUGGUCGUACCAAAGAACUCGACCAUCGCGAUGGAGGAGAGCAGCCCUGGCUCCUCGCGGAGCAGCCAGGGCAACAGACGCUUCUCCGACCACUGGGAUGACGAGCGACCGGAGCCCAGUAGACCCUACUAUGAAGAGAGAUCGGAGAAUAUGGCGAGUAAAGGUGGUCCACAAGUAGAGAGCAGAUGUUCUCCUAGAGGGAUGGAGAAGAGUCCGGCAACUUCUACCGAGCUCAGCAGGAAGGAGAUGGAGGAGCUGCGGCCGGAUCCGUGCCAGCCUCAGAGCGACGGUGUUGACAGUACGAGCCAGGCAGACCUGACGGCAGACUCCCACGGCAAACCCAACCCGGACGAGAGAAUAAUGUUGAAGGAGCUGAUGUCCGUUGGUAGACCGAUCGGCCGACAAGACGAGCAGCAAUUUUGUCUGCCGGAGAGUUUCGAAAGUGCCGAUAAAUCCCGACACCAGACGAGCUCUUCCAAGCCAGACAGUAGGCAAGGGAAGGGUGGGCUUAACCAGUCUGGCCUCGGAGACUUCUCCAGGCUGGAUGGUUUUCAUACGACGGAGGAUCUGGGUGGUUUGGGCUGGGACUUUUCCCAGCCGGAGAAGCCCAGUAGCACCUACCAGCAGCCAGAUAGCAGCUUCGGGGUCUACUCAGGCUACGUUUACCAGCCGGGCUCAGGAGCGUACGGUGCCUCUCAGAGUUACUGGCAAGGCAACAGUUACUGGGAUGCGAGGUCCGCUAGCAGACCUUCUGCAGUUAAUUACGAACGAAUUCAAGGGCAAGUACCGGAUUCUCUAACGGAGGAUCAUGAGGAGUAUGAAGAGGAUGACCGUUGGGAUGAUGACUGCAAGCCUCGUUUUCCCAGCCCCUCAAGUAAAUGCCAGGUGCCCGGGCAGAAAGAAAAAGGCUCAGUGCAGGCACACGAGAUCAGCAGCAAUUCGACCAAGGAGCCGGUGCCUGGUGGGGAGAAGAAGGAGGAGGUGAAGGUUUUGGAAAAAAACGAUGCGAAAGAACGAGGUCCACCAAAAAAAAGACGCCCGGAGUUGGAGAGCGACUCUGAGAGCGACGUGGACUUGAGGGAGAAGAAGAAGGUGAAACCGGAGGGAGAGCAAGUGGAGUCGGCGCCGCAGGACUCCUCCAUGGUCGGUCGGUUGUGUAUCAUGGACGACUUCAGAGACCCCCAGCGCUGGAAGGAGUUUGCCAAGCAAGGAAAGAUGCCCUGUUACUUUGACCUUAUUGAGGAGAAUGUGUACUUGACAGAAAGGAAGAAGAACAAAUCUCACCGGGAUAUUAAGCGAAUGCUGUGUGAAUGCCCUCCUCUCUCCAAAGAAGAGCGAGCUCAGGGGGAGGUUGCUUGUGGAGAAGACUGUCUCAAUCGCCUGCUCAUGAUAGAGUGUUCUUCCAGGUGCCCAAACGGCGACUACUGCUCCAACAGGCGCUUCCAGAAGAAACAACAUGCAGAUGUUGAAGUGAUCCUCACUGAGAAGAAAGGCUGGGGGCUGAGAGCUGCCAAAGAUCUGCCAUCCAACACUUUUGUCUUGGAGUACUGCGGAGAAGUGCUGGAUCACAAAGAGUUCAAGGCUCGUGUGAAGGAAUAUGCUCGGAACAAGAACAUUCACUAUUAUUUCAUGGCCCUGAAGAAUGACGAGAUAAUCGAUGCUACCCAGAAAGGAAACUGCUCUCGUUUUAUGAACCACAGCUGUGAACCAAACUGCGAGACACAAAAGUGGACUGUGAACGGGCAGCUCAGAGUUGGAUUUUUCACCACCAAACUAGUCCCGUCGGGCUCAGAGCUGACGUUUGAUUACCAGUUCCAGAGAUACGGCAAAGAGGCUCAGAAAUGUUUCUGCGGCUCGGCCAACUGCCGGGGUUACCUGGGAGGAGAGAACAGGGUCAGCAUCCGAGCCGCCGGAGGCAAAAUGAAAAAGGAGCGCUCCCGUAAGAAGGACUCGGUGGACGGGGAGCUGGAAGCGCUGCUGGAGAACGGGGAGGGUCUCUCCGAUAAGAACCAAGUUCUCAGCUUAUCCCGGCUGAUGGUUCGGAUUGAAACUCUGGAGCAGAAGCUCACCUGCCUCAAACUCAUACAGAACACGCACUCGCAGUCCUGCCUGAAGUCCUUCCUGGAGUGUCACGGCUUAUCUCUCCUCUGGAUUUGGAUGACGGAGCUGGGCGAUGGGAGAGGAAGCACCGCUAACAACCUGAAGUUGCAGCUGGAGAUUAUGAAGACACUAGAGCUCCUGCCUAUACCUACCAAGAACAUGCUGGAGGAGAGCAAAGUGCUUCCCAUUAUUCAGCGCUGGGCUCAGACCAAGACUGCUGUCCCGCAGCUCAGCGAAGGGGAUGGCUACUCGAGCGAGAACACCUCACGGGCUCACACGCCGCUCAACACGCCAGAUCUUUCCACCAAGCAGAGCGCGGAAGGUGACACGGACACCCCUAAGAAGCUGGUGUUUCGAAGGCUGAAAAUUAUAAGUGAAAACAGCAUGGACAGUGCCAUCUCGGAUACAACCAGUGAGCUGGAAGGGAAGGAGGGCAAAGAGGACCUGGACCAGCUGGAGGGUGCCCCGAUGGAGGUGUCGGAGGAGCAGCAGCAGCAGCAGGAGAUCAAAGCUGCCGUUGAUGUGCCGGUGGAGAGCAGCAAACCCCAAGCUGCGGAGCUGGAGGCUGAGCCUGAAGCAGAGGUCAAAGACAGCAACGGUGCGAAGCUGGAAGAGCCCAUUACGAUGGAAACGCCAUCUCAAGACGAAGAGGAAGGCGUAUCCGAUGUUGAGAGCGAGAGAAGCCAAGAACAAACAGACAAAAUUGUGGAUGUGAGCGAUUUGGCUACCAGGCUGCUCGACAGCUGGAAGGAGCUCAAGGAGGUGUACCGGAUCCCAAAGAAGAGUCAAGCAGAAAAGGAGAGCAGUGCCGACCGUGGGAGAGAGACAGCCGGCCACAGGGAUCAGACUCCUACCCCGAAGAACCCCAUCCUGAGCAGAGAGCGGGAUCCCGAGAGGCAGAGCCAGAGUAAAGAGAAGAAGAGACGGAGAGACUCGUUGUCUCCUCCGUCCUCGGCGUACGAGCGAGGAACGAAGAGACCGGAGGACAGGUAUGACACGCCAGCGUCUUCGAAGAAGAAAGUCCGUCUUAAGGAUCGCAACAAGCUGUCCACGGAGGAGCGCAGGAAGCUGUUCGAGCAGGAGGUUGCCCAGCGGGAGGCCCAGAAACAGCAACAGCAACUGCAAAACCUGGGGAUGACGUCCCCCCUGCCCUACGACUCCAUGGGCUAUGGCACACCCCACCACAGCUUUAUCGGCUACCCGCCCGGCUACCCCAUGCAAGCCUACGUAGACCCCAGCAACCCCAACGCUGGCAAGGUGCUGCUGCCCACGCCCACCAUGGAUUCGAUGUGCUCGCCGGCGGCGUACGAGCACCCGCAGACUUUGGUUGGGCACACGGUGGAACCAACCCUAACUACUCCUCAGCCGGUACCAGUAGUCCAACAUGUAGCAACGACGAUGGAGGUUACAACUCCGCAGUAUGUAGCACAAAGCGACACUGUGGUCCAUCAAGAACCCAAUGUGGCCGUCCUGCCCGUGGCCGCGCCGGGACCGGUGCAGAGCCAGAGCUACGGGGUCUGGGAUUCCAGCCAGCAGACUGUAGCUGUACAACAGCAGUACUCGCCAGCCCAGUCCCAGCCAGCCAUAUAUUACCAAGGACAGACCUGUCAGACCGUUUACGGUGUGACAUCCCCCUACUCGCAGACGACCCCACCGAUUGUACAGAGUUACGCCCAGCCAGGUCUCCAGUACAUCCAGGGCCAGCAGAUUUACACAGCUCAUCCGCAGGGAGUCAUAGUGCAGCCACCGACAGCAGUGACUACGAUCGUCGCAGCCGGGCAGCCUCAACCCAUCCAGCAGCCAGAGCUUGUGGUGACCAAUAACCUCCUGGACUUGCCUCCACCAUCCCCUCCAAAACCCAAGACGAUCGUCCUCCCACCCAACUGGAAAACGGCCCGAGAUCCAGAGGGGAAGAUCUACUACUACCACGUGGUAACAAGGCAAACCCAGUGGGACCCUCCUACCUGGGACAGCCCAGGGGAUGAUGCCAGCCUUGAACACGAAGCUGAAAUGGACCUCGGGACCCCAACGUACGACGAAAACCCCAUGAAG